Messenger RNA from Rotaria socialis, 945 nucleotides. Lineage: Eukaryota; Metazoa; Rotifera; Eurotatoria; Philodinida; Philodinidae. The record is from the annotation of a GenBank genome assembly.
AUGUCACUAGACAUAUGCAAACCGUCGAAUGUUACGAUUAGUGCGAUACCAAUAAAAGAUUUAUAUAAUCAUUUGUAUUGGGACCAUCGCAUAUAUGAUCUUCGAUCUAAGGAAGACUAUAUAAAAAGUCAUAUAUGUCGUGCUCACAAUAUGAAUCCUUCACCAGUUAUUACAGUUGAUGCCAUAGCUGACAUAGAUGCUCAAAUUGAUAGUGAAUAUGGUAGAGCAGAGCAGUCGUCAGAAGUUUUCAUAUAUACCGAUGCCGAAACUCAUUAUGAAAACUAUCAACUACAAUUAAGAAUAUUAAAUAUUUUAUUAUCUUAUUUAACAUCAGCUAGAAAUCAUUCGAAUAAAUCAUUGAAGCAAAUAUAUACUUUUAUCGAUGGCUACGAAAAUUUUCAUUCUACUUUUCCAUUUUUAUGUAGUGAUAGUGCUUACUUUCAUGAAUGUAGUUUAUUGGUUUGGCCAUCUUAUGUAAGACCAAAUUUAUAUCUUGGUUCUGCAAUGUGUCGAAAUGAAACAGUAAUAGCCAUGCUAAACAUUACUCAUAUUAUGAGUUUCAGUGAGUACAAUGAAAACGAAAUAAAAUCAACAAACAUUACAACUUUACAUUGGCAACUGUCUGAUAGUCGAUCCACAAAUUUAUUGUCCGUGUUUCCUUCUGCUAUAGCAUGGAUAUCGAAGGCCAUCAAUGAUGAAAAUGGUACUGUGUUAGUUCAUUGUGAUCAAGGUGUAAGUCGAUCAGCCAGUGUAGUGAUAGCAUAUUUAUUACAUUCUAAUACUAACUUAUGUACAGUGGAAGCAGCUUUUAAUUAUCUUAAAUUGAAACGCAGUGUAAUUAGACCCAAUGCAUCUUUUCUACAACAAUUGGAAGAAUUCUCAAGCACUAUAGACAUAAAAGAUAAGACAAUAAAGCCAAAUAAAGAAGAUUCCACCGUAUUUUAA